Drosophila pseudoobscura is the source of this 873-nucleotide messenger RNA. RefSeq names its product coiled-coil domain-containing protein 124. Gene Ontology annotation, molecular function: transcription coactivator activity. The transcript is spliced from 2 exons. Lineage: Eukaryota; Metazoa; Arthropoda; Insecta; Diptera; Drosophilidae. The record is from RefSeq and is a predicted model, not a curated record. Gene Ontology annotation, cellular component: nucleus. Bases 86 to 730 code for a protein of 214 amino acids. Gene Ontology annotation, biological process: transcription by RNA polymerase II.
UAUAUUUUAUAGAUAGGUCCGCGGUCACACUACACCCAAGACAAAUUCUAAAUUUUUGGACAAAUUUUUGGAUCGCAGCUCGAAAAUGCCAAAGAAAAUGGGUAUCAACUCGAAGGCCGUGGAGGCGCGGGAGCGGAAGGAAAAGGAGCGUAAGGCGACCCAGGAAAAGAAGGCCAAGGACGCCGAAGAUCGUCUGUGGCAUGACGACGACAAAAGCCUGGCCAAGAAGCAGCAGCGCCGCGAGGAGGAGGAACGCAAGCGGGCCGAGGCGGCCAAGCGCAAGGCGGAGGCCAAGGCACUGCUGGACGAGGAGAUGAGCUCCAUCAGCACCCAGCGCAAGCAGCCGCUGGCCAAAAUCAACCGCCAGCAGAUACUGGAGGAGCUUGAGAAGAAGCAGAGAAACAUCGAUGCCAUUAACGAGGCCAACAAGCCCGCCGCCACUCGCGUUGUGGUCCAGACGAACGUCGUGGAGGAGAACAUCAAUCGAUCCCUCGCCGACACCGAUGUAGCCAGCAACAUUGACCAGGCGCUCGUUGUUCUCAGUGUCAACGAGGGCGAUGAUGACAAGCAUCCCGAGAAGCGAAUGCGCGCCGCCUACAAAACCUUCGAAGCCAACAACCUGCCCCGCAUCAAAGCCGAGAAUCCCUCGCUCCGCAUGUCUCAGUGGAAGCAGCUGCUGAUGAAAGAGUGGAACAAGUCUCCCGACAAUCCUUUCAACCAGGCGCGCUAGUGGUCUGGGGAUCCCUGCCCCCACCCAUCCAUUGCGUACUCUAGUGAAUCUGCUGCCGAGCAGCUAGUCAACCUUUGAUUCAACGCAGAAUUUAAUUUAUACACAAGCUAAAAGUCAGAAUAAACUAAUAUAAUUUAUUAAAA